AUGGAUUUUAGAAAAUUUUAAAUUACCAUCCUGAGACUGGUCGAUAUCUUUGGCACUCCUUAUUUGCAUUCUAUCAAAUUCAAUUAAAAAAUCUAAAAAUCAAUUCUAGGAGGAAUAACCUCAAUAUUUGUUUUGGUGAUCAGCUUAGCCUAUUUCAUCUAUGUUAUUGAUUAAUGGAUUACAUUCUAAAUUUUACCCAAAACCAAUAACUCCAUGAAGGUAGAGCAAUAUUCUGAUAUUCAUUUACAAGAUGAAAAUCCCAUCAUCCAAUUAAGCUAUGGUAAGUAUUCAGAGCAAAAAUUGGAUCCUUUUGAUACUUAGAAUAAUAUAUUAAUGCCGAUUGGGAUAUAUUUCAUAGAUGGCAAACCAUAGAAGCCGUUUUCGUUAUUGAACAACAAAUAAAAAUCUGAUGUAUAUCCCAAUAAAUUGUUACCCAGUCUUAACACACUAACCCUUGUGUAAAAUGGAAAUGCUGAUUAAGAUUUCCAAAAAACCACUGAGCUUGUUAUUAUGAUUACUAAAUGCCAUCAAGAAUAUUUAGCAGACGGUGAAAAAUGUGCAACUGAUUAAUAAAUAGAUGAAUUCUUUGCAACAAGUGUUACUUAUUUAGAUUUUUGGAUCAAUCUGAAAUAAUUUAAUUUCCAAACCUAAAAAUUUGAAGUAGUGAGAAAGCAAUAUUAUUUCUGGUUUGAAUCUAAAUCAGCUUAAUUAAGUUAGAUCAUGAUUAAAAAGGCAUAUUUACAUGUGGAUAAGGGCAUAUUGUUUAAUAGUUAUAGUGAUUACAAUUACAUUUAGGAUACUUAGAUAAUGAUGUCUACAACAAAAACCCAACUCUGGUCUCCUUUAGUCUCUGGGGAAACUUAUUUAAGCUUGAUAUUUCGAUUAGAUCCAGUCUCAAUUGAUAUCUAACUUGUAUACCCAAAACUAGGUGAAAUCUUGGCUACAGUUGGUUCAAUCGUAAAUUUGCUGAUGGUGGUUAAAUAUGGUGCUUAAUACUACAACGAAUCAUUAUUAGAAAACAAAUUGACAGAUAAAAUAAUUAAAUAUUAUUAUUCUGAUUUUGAAGACCUCAAGACUUCAUAAGAUAAUCAGACUAAGAUUUAUUAUAAUUAACUAAAAAAACAGGCGAAAAAAAAGUUAAUUUUCCAUAACAUUCUAUAUGAAUUAUCUAGGAUUCAACUGUUUUUAUUCAAUCAAUUUGGGCGUACAUUGAUAGAAAAUUCUCAUUAAUUAAAAUUUAGAUUUUAAGAUUUUAAAGUAGAUUUUGAGGGUGAUGUAUUUACUGCAAAGUAGUAAUAGACAUAAUUAAAUCUCAUAGCUCAUGAAAGUACUUCUAACUUCAUGAUCAUAAGUAUUCCAGAUAAAGAUAGGACCAAACUCUAAAGAGGGGACAAAGUGCAUCCAGAAAUUAGAAGUAGUAUAGAAUAGCAAUCUUUUAGAGAGGACAAGUGA
Messenger RNA from Paramecium tetraurelia, 1452 nucleotides. RefSeq lists its product as uncharacterized. Gene Ontology annotation, biological process: centrosome duplication. Gene Ontology annotation, molecular function: zinc ion binding. NCBI's taxonomy places the organism in Eukaryota, Ciliophora, Oligohymenophorea, Peniculida, Parameciidae. The transcript has a single exon. The record is from RefSeq and is a predicted model, not a curated record.